AUGGGGUCGGGAAAGAAGAUGAAGAAUGCAAGAACGGAAUCCUCUUGGACAGUGAAUUCCACCACACCAGCUAGAAACUUGAGGAUGACCAAAAUCGGGACAAUUAGUUUUGGAUGCAAGCACAACACAAUUCAAGAAUGUUACAAUAAUCUAUUAUUUGCACCACAUUUUGCAUAUGUGCGAAAUAUCAAACCUGGUAUGCCACUUUUUCUAUUCAAUUAUAGUGAUAGAAGACUUCAUGGUGUUUUUGAGGCUGUUAGCCAGAGACAAUUGAACAUCAGUCCUUAUGCAUGGACGGAUGGAUCCUACUACACACUAUAUGAGGUAAAAGUUCGGGUUGUGACUCAAUGCAAUCCAAUCAAUGAAGAGAGCUUUAAGACAAUAAUUGCAAGCAACUACUAUUACGAGAGGUUGUUUUGGUUUGAACUAGACAAAGUUCAAAGUGAUAACUUGAUGUCACUAUUUCAUGCAAAGCCAAGGGAAAUAUACACAGGAGACCUCCCUUAA
Molecule: messenger RNA, 507 nt
Organism: Impatiens glandulifera
Lineage: Eukaryota; Viridiplantae; Streptophyta; Magnoliopsida; Ericales; Balsaminaceae
Product: B2 protein-like
Exons: 3
Coding region: 1-507 (168 amino acids)
Biological process (GO): response to endoplasmic reticulum stress
Source: RefSeq, a predicted model, not a curated record